This is a messenger RNA of Entrophospora sp. SA101, 537 nucleotides long. The record is from the annotation of a GenBank genome assembly. NCBI's taxonomy places the organism in Eukaryota, Fungi, Glomeromycota, Glomeromycetes, Entrophosporales, Entrophosporaceae.
AUGGCUAAAAUUAACAUUGCGAUUGAUGGUCCAGCCGGUUCAGGAAAAACAACCUUAGGAAAAAAACUAGCACAAAAAAUCAACUACCAUUUUAUUGACAGCGAACUUUUCCUCCAAGAAUUAAAAAGGCAAAAGAACAUUUUAAGCCAACCAGAAAUCGGUAAUCUGGCUUCCCAAUAUGCACCAAUUAAAGAAUUGCGUUUAAUCAAUUACCAAUUAAUCAGAAGUUUAGUUAAAGAUAAAGGAUUUGUAGUUAGUGGCAGGGACAUUACUUUUAAAGUUCUGCCUGAAGCAGAAAUAAAAAUUUUCUUAACAGCUGAUUUAGCAACUAGAGCCAAAAGAAGAUACCUUCAGCUCCAAGACGAAAAUAAAAAAUUAACAUUGGCUGAAGUAGAAAAGGAUUUGAAAGAAAGAGAUCGACGUGAUCAAGCCAACAUUUCAACUGCCGAAGCAAUUGGUUGGAAAAUUGAUACAACUAACCUAAAUUAUGAUGAAAGCCUAGAAAAAUUAUAUAAUUUAUACAAAAACAAUGUUUAA